AACAAGGCGAUAGUGCACAUCUUUUUCACUCUUCUGCCUCAUUUAUUCAUUUGUGGAUACUGUAGUUAUUUCCAAAAGCCAUGGCUGCGUCUAACUACUCCCUGAAGGUCAACAGGGAGCUUUUGGACCUCAAUUUUGAGAGUUAUCGACUGUCUCUGGAUGCGAUUCCCACGUACAACAUCGAGCUGGACGCAGCCGUGGAGGAGGUCCAGCUGAAGGACACGCACUACACCCUGGAGCACAUGCGGGCCUUCGGCAUGUACAACUACCUGCACCGGGACCCUUGGUACGAAGACAGCGUUUUGUUCGUGGACUGCAAAGGACGAGUUCUGAACCUCACCGUCACUCUGGACACGGCCCUGGGGAAGCCCAGAGAGGUGUACCGGAUGGCAGAACCGGGCCAGUGCCAGGACCGUCUCUGCGCUUCGCUCAGCCUCACCUCGGCCACCUGGGCGGCUCUGUCUGACGGCGGCGGCCGACUGCAGCUCCUCCGCACCGGCAAGAGGGGCGACGGCGCUCACGCCAAGUGGGAACCGCUCUUCACCGAGGACAUGGGGCAGCCCUUCACCAUCCUGCACAGCGUCUCGCACGUCCAGCCCGGCGUCCAGGCCGGCGUCCACACCGUGGAGGUGCUGCUGCUCCACCUCCAGAAAGACCCGCAGGACAGCAAAGGCAGCGGCUACUCGGUGUGUCUGGAGUGGGUGACGGUGGCCAACGCCGCAGGACCAGGUGAGGAGAGGAAGUACGCGGUGAGGAAGAGGAGGGUCCUGAGGGGGAAGUCGGUGCCCCACUACGCCGCCGUGGCCCCCCAGGGGAAGGGGCUGAUGCUGGCCUCCGACAAGCCCUUCAUCUUCACGCAUGUGGACGGGAUUCCCGUGGAGCAGCCGGAGCCGGAGCCCAUGGAGGUGGAGAAGACAGAUCCCAUCUACUUCUGGCAGCAGACGGAGGAGGAUGUGACGGUGUGCGUGCGGAUGCCUGAGGGCGUCACCAGGGAUGACGUGCAGUUCCAGCUGACGGCGGACCACCUGAGCCUGGGCCUCCAGGGUUUCCCGCCCCUGCUGGAGGGGCAGCUGUACGCGUCGGUGGACCCCGACGCCAGCGCCUGGGUCUUCAAAGACCAGAAAAGCCUGGAGCUGAUGCUGCAGAAGCGCAGUGAGGGACCCGUGUGGCCGGAGCUGGUGAUGGGAGACCGGAGGGGAGAGUUUGUGAUGAGCGACGAGCAGGCGGCCCUCCUCCACGAGAGGCUGACCCACCUCACCUCCGAAGACCUGAACGGAAACCCCGACAAGGACAAGCCGCCCUGCAACUCCCAGGAGCUGGAGGACUGCGACGGGUUUCCAGAGGACAGCUCCAGCCUCACGCAUUUCGACGGGGAAACACUCCGGCCCACCCAGGUGGUGAACCUGGGGAGCCACCAGUUCCUGUUCACGGUGGACGUGGACCCGGCGGAGAUGCCCUGCCUCUGCCUGCGGCACGAUGUGGACGCGCUGGUCUGGCAGCCCCGACCCGACCGGCCCGGACACAUGUGGGAGCACGUGGCCACCUUCAACGCCCUGGGCUACGUCCAGGCGUCCAAGCGGGACAGGAAGUUCGCCACCUGCGCCCCGGACUUCUCCUUCGCCUCGCUGUGCGAGUGUCUGCGCCGCUGCUUCCUGUACCGGCAGCCGUCGCCGCUGGAGACGCAGCUCGUCAACAGGAAGCAGGGCCGGCAGGUGGGGCAGGUUGCUAAGCAACAGGUGGCCAGCCUGGACUCUGACCGGCCCAUCCUGGGCUUCAGGGCCUCCAGCGAGCGGCUCUUCGUCCUCACGGCCUCCAACCUGUUCGUCCUGAAGGUCAACAACAACUAGAACAUGGACUCUUUCACCGUCUGACGGGUUCGGACCGGUACUCCCUCCUCCGUCUGUCCGUCUGUCUGUAGCCUCCACGUUAAAGACAUCAUGAUAAUAAACGUUGC
Molecule: messenger RNA, 1954 nt
Organism: Cololabis saira (Pacific saury)
Lineage: Eukaryota; Metazoa; Chordata; Actinopteri; Beloniformes; Belonidae
Product: nudC domain-containing protein 1-like
Exons: 10
Coding region: 81-1847 (588 amino acids)
Source: RefSeq, a predicted model, not a curated record